GCGGCCGCCGUUACCGGACCGCUCGGGCGUCGGUGGGGUCGGCUUGUCGGUCCGUGCCGCCGCCUGGGGCUCGGCAGCCCCGGCCCGGUGGGCUGAUGCGGGCGGCACGUGCGUUUCUCCGGUGUCCCGGGGCAGCGGGAGAGGGCUGGGGAGCAGCGGCGGAGGGAGUGGCGUGUCGCCCCGUGUCCCCCCGGAGGCGCCCCGGCCCCGCGGCGGGCGGCAGGGCUGGCUCUGAUGCGGCCGGAGCCCGGGAGCCGGCGUUGAGGAAGGAAAGUCUCUGCUUCCUCCUCAUGUCAGCGCCUCCGAGCCCCCGGGGCUGCCCCGGGAAGCGGGUUGCGCGGGGCUGUCCUGUGAGGAAGGGGCAGCAGCGCUCGCUCGGCGGCUUCUGCGCCUUUGGGGUGUUGCCCUCACCUCGCUGAGCACCUGGAGGCAGCUGGCGGCUUGAGCUCCGUGCUUUAAUGUCACCAGCUCGGCUGGGCUGCCGCCCGAAGUCACCCAUGUUUGCAAACGUCUCUCUUCAGCUUCUCGAGGACUAUGGGAAUAUGCUGCUUGCAGAGGCUCUGCUGGAAGAAUGUUUGAAGGAAAACUUCUCUAAACUGAAGGACUCCAUUCCACUGUCAGAGAAAAAUGAGCCGAAACUGAGUGAAGCCAAGCAGUAUUUGACCAAUAUCUUAAGCAGAGGAAAACUGCGACCUAAGUAUAUGACAGAGGCUCUGCUGAUCCUAGGAAAGCUUCAUUAUGUGGAGGGAUCCUACAGAGAUGCCAUCAGCAUGUAUGCAAAAGCAGGAAUUGAUGACCUUCCAACAAAAGAUGAACCUCUGUACGUGCUGCGUUUGGUAACUGAAGCCUUCGUUAUUAAAGGUCUGUCACUGGAGCGCUCAACCAACUCAAUUGCCUCACGUGCUCGACUGUGUGAAAAGGAGGAGGAAGCCAUGGCUUGUUUUGAGACAGCGUGUGUCAUUGCCCAGGUGUACCUGCAGGAGCUUGAAAAGACCUUAAACAAUACACAUUCACGAAGUAUCAAGGGCAGCAACGUGACUUACUCAGAGUUUGAACUUUCCUACUUCCUGGAAGCAGCUUUACAGAGUGCCUAUGUGACUCAUCUGAAGAAGGGAAAUAUUGUGAAAGGCAUGAGGAGUCUGCGAGAAAUACUACGGACUAUAGAAACAAAAGCUACUCAGACCUUCAGAAUGACUGCAGCCAAACAGCUAGCCCAGGUACUUCUCCAUUCCCUCAGUGAAGACUGUUACUGGAGCCCUUUAUCUGACCCACUUCCUGAGUUCAUGAACAAGGAAGAUCAGUCUUAUGUCAGCAAUCUUCUUUGUCGGAGGCCUGAGCUCUACACAGAAGAGAAUGCCUACUGCCCUCAAGACAAUGUAGAAGAAGCUCUUCUUCUCCUCUUGAUCAGUGAAUCCAUGGCCAACCGGGAUGCAGUGAUCAGCCGAGCCCCAGACCAGCAGGAUGACCGAGCUGUCAGCCUCCAGGAUGCUUCUGCAGUCUACGACCUCCUCAGUAUCACGCUGGGCAGGAGAGGGCAGUAUGUCAUGCUUGCUGAGUGCUUGGAGAGAGCCAUGAAGUUUGCGUUUGAUGAAUUUCACCUCUGGUAUCAGCUCGCCCUGUCCAUGGUGGCCUGUGGAAAGUCAGCGUAUGCUGUGUCAGUGCUCAAAGAGUGUGCUAAACUGCGACCUACGGAUCCCACCGUUCCUCUGCUGGCUGCCAAGGUCUGCAUUGGGUCACUGCAUUGGCUGGAAGAAGGAGAAUACUUUGCUAAAAUGGUGAUAGACCUGGGUGAGGAUGCUGGAGAGUCCCUCGCAAAGGGUUACCUGGCACUGGGGCUGACGUACAGUCUUCAAGCUACUGACGCUACUCUGAAGGACACUCAGGAUGAAUUAAAUAAGAAAGCACUUCAGACUUUGGAGAGAGCACGUGACUUGGACCCGGAAGAUCACCAGAUCAUAUUGUACCUGUCACUGCAGCUGGCGCUCGUUAGACAGAUUUCUGAUGCUAUAGAACAUCUUCAGGAAGCACUGCAGCUGUGCAAAGAUGACAUGAAUUCACUUCAUCUGCUGGCCCUCCUCUUUUCAGCUCAGAAGCACUAUCAGCAUGCACUGGAUGUUAUCAACAUGGCUGUUGUUGAAUACCCGGAAAGCUUUAGCUUACUCUUCACCAAGGUAAAACUGGAAUGGAUACAUAAAGGACCUGAAGAGGCUCUAGUGACAUGCAGGCAGAUGUUGCAGAUGUGGCAGAUGGUAUAUAAUGUUUUACAGCACAGUGGCUCUGAGAAAGGAAGCAGCGUGACUGAAACACCAGUGAUCAAAAAGCAUAAUGGACUGCAUCUCACACUGCCAGAUGCUCAUGAUACUGAUUCUGGAUCACAGCGAGCCUCGUCCCUUGCUGCAUCAAGACUGGAACAGGCCAUGUCUGAAAUAACUAUGCAGAGCAGUACAAUGAAGCAAGGACCUAUGCAGCUGUGGACAGCUCUUGAACAGAUUUGGCUACAAGCUGCUGAGCUCUUCAUGGAACAGCAGCAUCUGAAAGAAGCAGGCUUUUGUAUCCAGGAGGCAGCGAGUCUUUUCCCCACAUCUCAUGCUGUACUGUACAUGCGUGGGAGGCUUGCAGAGAUGAAAGGCAAUUUGGAGGAGGCUAGGCAAUUGUAUGAUGAAGCGCUCACAGUGAAUCCAGCUGGAGUGGAAAUUAUGCACAGCCUGUUGCCAGGCUUCCUUCCUCCGUCCAGAGAAGACAGCGGAGCCGUCACAAACAAGGUGAUAAGUGCUUCUCUGACACGGAAGCCAUCACUGAGACGCUUCGAGUGGCUGUUUCCUCUCCUGGGGGAGCUGUGUGCUCCCCUCAUCAGCCAGAGAUGUGGGGUGGUUGGAAGGAGCAAAUCUGAUCACUGCACAGUGCAAAGAUUUCAGCACGGUAGCGGGAGGGCUGCGGCUCUGCUUCGCAGAGGUGGAUUAUCCACAUUUCCAGGGAAUCUACAGCUCAUGCUUAUCUGUGCCAAUCACUUGCUUGCUUUCCUCUGUUGUGGUAAGUUAUUCUCUGUGUCCCCGAGGUGCUCAUUACCACAUUAUUCAGGCUCUGUUUACGUAACUUUAGAAACCAAAAUAAAUUCCUGAAAGACAAAACUCCCCAGCUCUUCUCUGAUCCCUUCUCUGAAGUGUGUGUAACACCUUACAAAAGAAGAACCUGCUACAUUUCUUAAACCCCUCGAGUUCCUGCAGUGGUUCAGUUGCCUCCAGAGAAUAAAACUUGCAUCCAGGCCUAAAGACAUUGUCCUUGGCCUGAUCUCUCUCUGCAGCAGAUGCCUUUCCACUGAGCUCCAACCUGCUCUUGCAGAAGAUUACUAGUUUUAGUUGUGGUUUCCCAUCCACAGCCCUUGAGAUACCACUGCAGCUCGACUAAUCAGUAUUAUCCUCAUGCUGUGCUUUGCUCUGAUAUCAAAUGAAAGCCUAGAAAUUGCAGUAGUCAAGUUGCUGGUUUACAGCUGAACUCAUAAAUGGUAUUUCAGGAGAUGCUCAGGGAACCGUCAGAAGGGAGGAGGGUUGGAAUGACCAUCCCCUUCAUACUCCAACCUUCAGGUGCCGUUUUUCACGAACAAGGAAACCAGUUAUAAUUACUUUAAAUUCUCUGCCGUUUAGGCUGCCUGUUAUCGCACCAAAGACAGGUCAGAGUGAUAGACUAUAGUAAUAUAGUAUAUAAAAUAGCGUGUACCACAAUAACAGAAUACAUUGCCUCCUGGUACAUAAGACACAGCUGUGCAAACAGAGGAGUGGCAACCAGCAAGACUUCCAGGUUUUCAGCAGGCUGCCCUGAUACACUGGGCUGGCCACAGUCAAUAGAAGGAAGCAGAACUCCCUUUGGGCCAAACAAAAGGGAAACAUGAAAACAUCACAGUUCUCCAGUGUCGCUGGAGCUUCCAUUUGCACUAACGUUACGUGCAGUAUUUAUCAAAAGUCUUUAAUCAUUUAUCUGCUCAAUGAGUUUCUUCACUCGUUCUCUUUUGAGCAUGUAACAGAAAAUGCUCUCUGUAAUUCAGCAAAAUCUCUUAGUGCGUGGAAGUUCACAGGCGAUGAGGAAAGAUGCUCCUUGUGGGAUGGGAGGCGGGGGAGCAGUGGUGGAGGCAGCGUGUCCCUGCCCUGCUCUCUCCUCCAUGCUGCACUCUGAGGCUCCGGCUGUAGUUGUGCUGAGGAUGUCAUUAACAACGUACUAUCCCAGAGACUGCCAGUGGUGGAAAACUAAGCAAAUUAAGAUUUUUUAAAUAUCUCGGCUCUCCCUUCAGAAGACAUCUGCUGCAAUACAUUGGCAUGCUGUGUGCUUCUGUCAGCUGGGCCUUUGCUGCGCUACACCCUUCCUCGGAGACAUGCAAAAUGUGGCGCUUGCUCUGGCAAUUAGUUCUGUGGGACCAGGUUCCUAGAGACCCUUAGCAGAGCUGAAGCUGUUACCUAGGAGAACCUGUUCAUGACUCAUAUGUUCAGACAAAGUUUACUCUGUACAGAGAGGGGAAGAUAACAUGCUUGGGAAAUGUGCACCUUAGCCCCUCCUUUCUUGCAAAGCAGUGCAUUAAAAUUUGGGGGAAGAUCUGGCAUUGGCACUGAAGGAAGCCUAGGCAGACUGAAUUUCCCUGCUCAUCAGCCACAGCACACUGUGGGAGCUCAGAUCAAUUGUCCAAGUCAUAAGCUACACAUUCCCCAGCAAUAGGCAGCACCAUCUUGCCAUGUGCAACAGAACAUAGGCACGUGCUUAUUAUUAAAAUAGAGGCAGAGAGCUGAUUCUCCCUGGAAGCAAUGGCAGUGCUUACCUGCUCCCCAACUUAAAAAUAUUUGCUAGAAGUUAGCAUGCAUCCCCCCGAGCACAAGAGGGGCAAAUUUGCAAUCCUCCUCAGCCUGAGAACACUUAAAUCAGGACUUCUGCCUCCCAGAGCUUGUCCCUUUACCCUGGCCCGGUCUCUGAGUUGUUCCUGAGAAACAGCAGAUUAUUCAAUGUGCAAUGCAUUAGUAGCUGAUGAAGCAUAGCAACCACUUUCUAGUCAAGUGCUUUAGCCAGCAGGUUACCUGCUGCUCUUCAGCAUCCUCCAUUCAUGUUACAUGCCUUUUCUCUCAUUGCUGAUGCUGAUCAAUCUCAGUUCUGCAUGUGUUUUCAAAUACUUGGAUAUAUCUAAGCCAAAUCUCACUAAUUUCAACAAGGUGUUCUGCCAGGCAAGCAGGUACAGUGCAUAACAGAAUUGGGACCCCAAAUUAUAAAUUAUGUAUCCUAAAUUACAAUUUUUUAUUAGGUUGGGACCUUCUUUUAAUGCAUGUUUUUACAGACAACACCAUGAGCUCGAGUCCUAGUUGCAGGUACUGUGUGCUCUACUGCAACAUCACUAUGACAACUGCUAAGAUCAGGGCUGGGAGAAAUCUUGCCUUAGUGCAAAACAAAUACUGCAUUUAGUUAGUCUCAAACAUGUGGCCGAGGCAUCCUAUUCGCUUUCCUUGCUUGCUGCUUCAUCUCCAUGUAUGUCUCAGCAAAGGAAGAACUAUCUAGACAAUAUUCAGCAUGCAGCAAACAAUUCUGCUUUGAAUGAGGCUUAAAUGAUGACAAUCCAACAAGGCAGAAAAACUCUUCAUUCUCCCUGGGCUUGUAUGAGCCUCCCUAGGAAGAGAUCAGAGCCUUCUGGUUUGAAAUGCUGCCUUAGGGUUUGCUUUUUAUGUCAAUAAAUGUUUUAUCACGUUUAAGCUUCAAACACGGUACAAACAUCACCACUAACAUUUGAUGAACGCAAACAGAGACAGCAAGCCUGGGCAGAGGGCAGCGUGCAGCGCAGCACCGCGCUUCCCUUCUGCGGGGGGGGCUCGCCUUGGCCUCACGGCGAGACGGGGCGAGAUGGUGCCUUUGCAAUUACACACCGCCUUGAAAAACACACAGGCAAGCUAAGGAAAGGGGAUGUUCCUCUCUUCAGGUCUUCACCACUUUUGAUCUUUUCUUUCUUUUGCUUUUUCAUCUCGCCCUGCUAAAGUGACCUCGGUAUGGUCAGUAAAGCAUACAAUGUGCCCGGGUCUGUGGUGGGGCUUAAGAGGUCUCUCUCUGUCUUCACGCUGAGCUAGUCUGUCCCUCCUGAUAUCUCCUUGGAGUCUCAUUUCUCCUCUGACCUCCCACUCACCUGUAGCACAUGGAGAUGCUGCAGUGAAGUUUAAGCAGCAAUCUGCUGCUAGGCUGCCUUCGGCACCUGCAGUGCCAGAGCUGAAAUCUCUGGAUUGAACCUACCGAGUUGAAACCCACAAGCAGUGCACAAGUGCUACAGAUUGUGAUGUAAAGUUGGGGUUUUGCUUUUCCCAGCGCUUGCCAGUUCCCCCUUCCGGUGCCGUUCCUUCGUUUUUCCUUUCCGGACGCUGUGUUUUGCAGUGGCGGUGCCUGCCUUCCCUCCCCUCCCCUCUGCUUCCCCUCCUCUGCUCUGUCAAAUGCAGCACUUCAGCGUCACUGAAGUGACAGGGGAUGCAGCAGCUGCGGCAGAGGAGUUGGAGAGGAGGAAGGAAGAGAAGGAAAAACUGCUCUCGACAAAAGAGGCAGCAGAAACACUGAAAGAUGAGCUUUCCUCCAGAAGUCGAUCCCAGUUACCCUUUGUUAGGGCAGCAAAUUAAGAUACGGUCUCUAAUUCAGUGUGUUUGGCAAGCAGACCCUGGCUGCUCUAUGUAUUCCUACAGUAUAUUUUCAGAGAACAAAGCUCAGAUGUAUCACUCAGGUUUGCCACAACCUGGACUGAAUCAGCAAAAUGGAUGAUUAGCUACACCGCACGCUGCCAGCCGCUGCGGGGCUGAGUGACAGAACAACAAAAGCUCACUUCACUGCUCACAGCUUCAAAAAAAAAUCCUGGCUCCUCAGAAAUGCAAAGGUCAGGAAUGUAGGGGGAAAGAAUCACAGAGCGAUGGGCUAGUUACAUGUCUGUCUGUAUUCUAGGACACCUAGGAUUUCCAGGGUGAAUGUUUGCCAUUUUCCAAAAAGACUUGCUUGUAUUUCGUGGUUUAUGCAACAGAUUUUGCUUGCAACUUAUCCUGAUUGCUAAAUAAUUACCCUGUAGCAGUGCGGAUUUUUCUGUUACAUGAGACUGUUAUCACCAAGUGCCAAAUGCAUCUUGAAAGGCUUUUUGUAGGGUUCUGCUGAAUAAGCACACUUUUGAAAGAGCACUUUUCUGCAGCCUGACCUCAUCUUGCCAGCUGCUGAUUACCCUCCUGCCAACCACUGGUGACAUCUCCGCAUGAUAGAUUGGAGUAGACAGUAAGGAUACCCCAUUUACCUUGACAUUAAUUAACUAAUGCACUAGCAGAAGCCCAACAGAAAAGCCUGCAAAGUGUAGUUUAUUCUAGAAACUUCUUAGGAUAUUUAGACAGUAAUAGGCUCAGUUGAUAAAAGCAUCAGAGAACCUCACUUUGAAAUUUCAGUCUCGUGCGAGGAAAGAGAGAACUUGCAUUUGAAGUAUUUAUUAAAAUCAGUUUGUAAAGGGUAAAGAUAGACUCUAGUCCACCUAUACAGAUUCUCCAAGAAUAAGAUGACCAUGCAAACAAAACCAAAAAGCAGUCUUCCACGCAUGAAAUAAAACAUUUCUCUGGACAUCUAUUUCCAGUGCAAGCCCCAAAGAAAAGAACAAGUAAAUCUGUGCCACCUUAGUGGAAGAAGGCAAGGAUGCCGAGACUCGUGAUAACUCUCUGCUGCUCAUCAGGUGUUUGAACUAAACAUUUGCAAAGGAAGUUUUAACUUGCAUUACUAAAAAUAAACUCCAGCUUGUACGUGAGGCUUAUUGUGUAGUCUUCCAUAAUGUCUUUUCUGCACUAUUUUCUGAGAAUUUUAUAAGCUAAAAACUUUAAAGAAGGUUUUGUCAAACUCUAAGGAAAUAAAGGCACAGAUCAGAAAUUUAAUGACCUUCUGAAGUGGGAUUUCAAGUGGAGCUUAUGCUCACUUUCUUUAUUAGUGGAAAAUGAAAACAGGUCACUUUUUCACUCAUCUAGCUUAAAUUGAAAUAUGGCUCUCCUAAAACAAAAAUAGCCUCGCUAAAGUAUCGAUUACUAAGUAUCACAUCACUGAAGGCAAGGGAGUCCAACCCACUGUCACUAUAGAGGUGGUUUAAGUUUUGUUUUGCAUGUGGAUGAGGUCAAAAAUACCUUUUAAAAAGCUUCCCAUAUGCAGCCCCUGUUCCCCGAAAUUAAAACCAAUCAAUUCAGGAGUCCAGCUGCCAGCAUAAUGCACCCUAAAUCAGCAAACCAAAUUUGCUGCCUCGCCUCUGCCUUCACGCACCACUAGACUGUACCAGUUUCGCUCUGCGCAGCCCUUCACCUCCAAUGAAUUUCCUCGUGUGCUUUCAGCUCCAUUUUUUAGAGUCUGGCUUGGAAGCACAAGCUUCACUACUCUGCCUCUGUUUACAAGAUUUGAAGUAUGUCUUCAGACCUAAAGAAGAAAAUUAAACUAAUCUGCACAGGUUACCCUCAGCCUGCUAGAGUGAGUUAGUAUCCAAGCACUAUACGGCUGUACUAAUGCCAGCAGCACAUGAAAUGCCUGCUGUGGCUGGCACAGGGCUGGCAUGAGCCCUAGCGACAUGCUGCCCACAGGAGCUAGGAAGCAAAAUGAUUCCCACACGCCUUUUGGGUUGGUUUGGGUUUUUUUUUUUAAUAUUUAUAAUCACAGAACCAUCAAAUGUUUGGGGUUGGGAGGGGUCUUAAAGAUCAUCUAGUUUCAACCCCCCUGCCACGGGCAGGGACACCUUCCACUAGACCACGUUGCUCAAAGCCCCAUCCAGCCUGGCCUUGAACACUUCCAGGGAUGAGGCAUCCACAGCUUCUCUGGGCAGCCCGUUCCAGUGCAGAGCCACCCUCACGGUGAAGAAUUUCAUCCUUAUAUCAAACCUAAUUCUGCCCUCUUUCAGUGUAAAGCCAUUACCCCUUGUCCUAUCUCUAUGUGCCCUUGUAAAAAGUCCCUAUCCAUCUUCCUUGUAGGUCUCCUUUAGGUACUGGCAGGCUGCUAUAAGGUCUGCCCAGAGCCUUCUCUUCUCUAGGCUGAACAUCUCCAACUCUUUCAGCCUGUCUCCAUGGGAGGGGUGUUCCAGCCCUUUGAUCAUCAUCAUGGCCUCUUCUGGCCCCUCUCCAUCAGGUCCACGGCCUGUUGGGGGCCCCAGAGCUGGAUGCAGAACUCCAAGUGGGGUCUCACCAGAGCAGAGCAGCAGAAUCACCUUCCUCGACCUGCUGGUCAUGCUCCUUUUGAUGCAGCUGAGGGUACCGUUGGCCUUUUGGGCUGCAGGUGCACUUUCCCUAGUCCUUCUCUUCACAGCUGCUCUCAAUCCAUUCUCUUGCCCAGCCUGUAUUUGUGCUUGGGAUUGCCCCACCCAUGUGCAGGACCUUGCACUUGGCCUUGUUGAAUUAUAAUAUGCUCAAGUUUAAAAAGCAGCCUGACCUCAGAGAAGACCGUACUUAGAGGGACUCACCGUGUUUCGGAGGAACAUAAUUGGGCAAAAUCAGAAGUGCCCAUGCUAGCCAGGAGGUGGCAGAGGAGCAAGGCUACCUUGUACACCGUUUUUUGCAUUAAUUUGGAAAAAAAACACAAAUACAAACCAAAGAAACACAACAAAACCCAGCCUCACCCUCUAUCUUCAGGAAUAAGAGGAUGAAACCUUUAAUCACAUUCCUGCUUGUAUUUAUACUAAUUGCUCAUCUUCCUGAGAUUUGACUUUAUGAAAUUAUGCAUGCACACCAAGCAGAUGAGUUUCCAUAGAAACUCAGGAACUGAACUUUCAUUAGAAAAAUCUUUAAAAAAAAAAUCUUCCAGAUAAAAAUGCAAAUUGCCUGUCAGUGGGUGGCUUUCUGAAUUUAUAUAUAAUUCUUUUCUUUUGCACUGUAGGCAGAUUCCAGCUGGACCUACAUAGCAACAACAUGCAGGCAUUGUUUAUAGCAAGCCAGACUCUAUGGGGAAAUAAGAAAUUCAGUAGCAAGGAGAAGCUCUCAAGCGCAAAUACCUCAGGGAAACAAAAAACUGAAGUGCUCAGUACUGCGUCUUCAUGAGGCUUGCGGAUUGUGCAGCCUUCAGCUCUCACAAAAUGCUUGUGAUUUGCAAGGAGCAGGGCGAGGAGAAGGGGAAAGAGGGAGCACAAAGCAAGAAACUCUCCUGCAUGCACAAUUAAUGAUGUUCAACCUGUCCUUUAAACAUCCAGCAGCACAUUUCUGCCGGUUCAGUUAAGCCUCACUGGAAAGGCUGAGACCAUCUGUCACGGCUCAGUGUGGGUGGAGGAGUAGGUCUCUGUGCUGGGGUUUGGGAACAUUUGCAGGCCUGGGUUGGAAAUCAGGUUGACCACACCUCAGUCUCUGCUUGGGCUGAGGCCUGAAGCACAAUGUCUUCUGCCCACACCACAGGGACACCCAGACACAUGGUCAAGAAGGGGACGUGGGGCUGUUCCUGGUCAGAACAAGAGGGAAGCAGGACAGUGGGCACUCCUGGGAAGAGCCAGGGACCUGGGCAGCCCUUGGCACUAACACUUGUGCAUGGAAGCAAGGAUGAGGGAGGAAAUCUUUACCUCCUUUAGCAAAUGUUUCCUCCUGUGUUUUUCCCCCAAAAUAUAUAGCAGUUUUUCUCUCAUGCAGUGUACCACAGCAUCAACAGGAGGCUUUCCCCUGGCUUUGGGGAGCCCGAGAUCACUCUUUUUGAGGGUUCACAGAUGUUUUUUCAGCUAAAGUGGCGUCCUUGAAAGCAUUGAAUACCAAUGAGCAAAUGUUCACAUGUGCUGCGCUUACUGGUGGGCAUCAGCUUCAGCACCGUGCCCAGGUGAACACAGGACCUGUGGUUUGCGUACAGCCUCCUCCCCAGUGCUGCAGGACACUCACAGGCACCCCAGCCUGGCCCACACUGGGGACCCAUGGGGCACCUCCAGUCCUUGACCAACAUGGGUGCUUGGGCAGAGGAAGGAGCUGAGCUGCAUGAGCGGGUUACGGUGAGGUGGGUUUCACUGCAGCAUUGCGGAGCGGCAUGAGAUGUUCAGCCUGGAAGGGGAUUCCCCUCCUCACUGGGGAAGGAUGACAGGCAGCAUCUGCACCAGCUCAAUGGCCCCCAUGCCAGUGGCCCUUCAGGAGCAUCAGGAGCCUCAGUGCCACUUGUGUCAGGGAGAGGACAGCCAUGGGUCCCCAGCCACCAGAGAGCACAAUCGGCUCUGCUCCGUCAGCACAACAGGAAGAGUUUUUAGGAAGGGUGGUUUUGUGGUUGAGGACAAACGAGAGCUGAUUUAGCUCCCAUCUAUUCUUGGCUCAGCAGCAGAUUUGUUGUGGCCACUCUACUUGCCCUUUCUGUGCCUCAUUAUCCCUGUCAAGCGGGUGACUCAAAUUAGAAUUGCACAAAUUCCUUCCAGUCUGUCAUUACAUGCCUACGGUUGUCUCCUGGCAGCUACCUCCAGAGGAACCAGCCUCAUUGGGGUACCUCUGUGUCACCUCUGCCUGCUCACAGUUGUAAGAUUUGAUCCUGCUGCCUCACCAUUUUCCAACAGAGAGAGAAACUUAAAGAAAAAAACAUCCCCACUGCAUCUUUAGAUUAUAAGAUUUCAUAGUUGAGUCGAUUAUUCAGGUCAAGGUUUGAGGCAAUGAAACUUUACAAAGUACUGCCAAUACUUCAUUAAAUGGGUUUUUCUUAAUUCUUCUCUCUGGCAAAGUGAUGUGUUUCUGUAGGUAGGAGUACUAUCACUGGCUAUGGGGUCUCAGUCGUGCUGAGGCACCAUGUGUCUAAUGACACUUUUGGAAAAGCAAACAAAACAAGACAAAGGCGAGAUCUUCACUACUUCCAAAAGCAUCAUCGUUCUUCCAUCAGAAAUUUGCUUGGGUUCUGGUUGCAAGAAAUUUCAGGUUCGUUAUGACUUUUCAUAUCAACUAAAGGUAAUUUGACUCACUAAAGGUAAAGCUAAUGCAUUUCUUCCUAUAUAUGGCUGCGUCCACAUGUAGUCCCAGGAAAAGCAUGAAGUCAGGCUGUCAUCUCCCUUCCCAGCAUUUCCAGGGGUGAGCACAGGCAGAGGCCAUGCAGAGCGUGUCAGGGGACAUGGAAGCGUCAGCUGCUUCUUCCGCAGGCCAAGCCUGGAUGAAACCGGCGGGAGGUUCAUCCCAGUGCGUGCACCUUCAGGAAGAAGCAGGAAAAUGCCACUGAUGCGUUUUGGACUGCAAAGCCCACGUGACCAUCUGGGCCCCGUGUGGUUGACUGCCGUGUAAUUAAAAGGCAGCCUGGCUCAUGAGAUGCUUUGUGGGUUCAGAUGCAUCCAUGUGAGCCCUAUAGGAAAACAUGUUCUUCCUACCACUUCUUUCAUCCUCCUCCUCCUGUUCCUUCCAGAUGGUUACACCCACUUGUGUCUUUUCUUACCCUAAGGACAGCUUUUUAAACAAGGUUCCUCCAUCCUUCUCCUCCCCCACGCUGCUUUAGGAUCUACACUGGAGUGCAAAUAGCAGGACAGAGGGCUCCAUGCUGUUACAUACAGUUUCUACAAGGCUGGAGAGGGUACACGUCCCUUUAGCCCCAUCUGUUAAGUAGAAAGGUCUUUCUGUAUGGUCAAGAUGUAGGAGCUGAGAGGCUUUACCUCUGCCUCAGCUGGAUGUUCCAGAUGUACAAGAGUUAAUUUAGAUACUCGGUGUAAUUGAACCUGGGUGUAUUUUCCUGGGGAUCAGAAGCCAGUGUAACCUACUCGAGAAGAGAGGGAUCCUUGAAGAGCCUGUAGCUUUUCCUCUGUAUGGCACCAGUAUACAUUCUCCCAGUAACAUGCAGCAGGAGCACUUACAGAGUUGUAUCAGUCUCUGCUUAAAAAAAUUUUUUCAUAAUUGUUUUGUGGGUUUUUUUAAAUUACACAUCAAAAAUUAAAAAAAAAAAAACAACAGAGGUUAAACAGCUGAUUGCUUCUCUUCUCCAGAAACAGGUGGAGAUCACCCCCACAGGACUUCUGCUCCUGCACUCAUGCGUCUGCCCAGCUUGCUGUGAGCUCAGGACACUCCAUUUCUUCCUCUGUUCUGUACCAUUGUUAACCGCUUGUCGCUUGUUUGU
This is a messenger RNA of Columba livia (rock pigeon), 13020 nucleotides long. It is a transcript of the gene TTC7A, whose product is annotated as tetratricopeptide repeat domain 7A. Gene Ontology annotation, cellular component: plasma membrane. Gene Ontology annotation, molecular function: protein binding. The transcript is spliced from 20 exons. The coding region runs from base 459 to 3119 and encodes 886 amino acids. The record is from RefSeq and is a predicted model, not a curated record. Gene Ontology annotation, biological process: protein localization to plasma membrane; phosphatidylinositol phosphate biosynthetic process. Lineage: Eukaryota; Metazoa; Chordata; Aves; Columbiformes; Columbidae.